CUCCCGGUUUCCGGGUGCGGUUUGGCGGCUGGGCAGUUAGUGGACGGCGACCUGCGAAGUCUGUGCCGUAGAGGGUUGUGCGGGCCAGAGGGUCACGGGAGGGGCCGGGAGGCGUGGAGAAGUUGCGCAGCGAUGACGGGAGGUCGGUAGACUCCGUGGUUACACGGAGUGCAGAGGACAGGACAGGACUGGACGUUCAUGAUCAUAUCUCACAGGACACAAGUUGUACCUACAUCUUAGUUUAAAAUACGUUAUAGAUAGUUUGUGAGAUGAGUGACUUAGAAGAUGACGAUGUCCCCCAGCUUUCUUCCCACGCCUUAGCAGCUCUCCAGGAAUUCUAUGCUGAGAAGAAGCAAUGUGCCUACCCAGGUGGAGAUGACAAAUACAAUGUUGGGAGAAUAGAAGAGAAUUGGCAAUUGAGCCAGUUUUGGUACAGUCAGGAAACUGCUUUGCGCCUUGCUAAGGAAGUGACUGCGGCUGCUGGGGAAGGUGGAAGGGUGGCCUGUGUGAGCACCCCUAGUGUUUACCAGAAACUGAGAGAGCUGCACAGAGAAGACUUGGCUGUAUACCUCUUUGAGUAUGACAGAAGAUUCUCCAUUUAUGGAGAGGAGUUUAUCUUCUAUGAUUACAAUAAUCCACUGGACUUCCCUGUAAAUAUUGCCCAUCAUAGUUUUGACAUUGUCAUAGCGGAUCCCCCCUAUCUUUCUGAGGAAUGUCUCAGGAAAACCUCAGAAACCAUCAAGUACCUGACUCAGGGCAAGAUUCUGCUGUGCACAGGUGCUGUCAUGGAGGAAGAGGCAACAAAACUUCUUGGUGUGAAGAUGUGCAAAUUUAUUCCAAAGCACACCCGGACCUUGGCAAAUGAGUUUCGCUGUUACGUGAAUUAUGACUCUCAGCUAGACCAUGAUGUGUAAAUGUAGACAGUGUAUAAUGCAGGACAGGACACUGUGUGACAUUCCCCUCUUUAUUUUCUUAGUAGGUUGUGAAGCUAUGCACUCGGUCAUCACACUUUUGGAUAAUUUAAAAUUGACUUAAAAAAUCACUCAGUAUUGUCCUUGGCUGGCUUGCUCAGUGGUUAGAGCAUUGGCCUGUGGUCUUGGGUUUGGUUUCCAGUCCAGGAUGCGUACCUGGGUUGCAGGUUCAAUUUUUUUCUCUGUCCCCCUCCUAAAACUUCCACUCUCUAAAAGCAAUAUAAAAAAUGUC
Myotis brandtii (Brandt's bat) is the source of this 1203-nucleotide messenger RNA. RefSeq names its product N-6 adenine-specific DNA methyltransferase 2 (putative) (gene EEF1AKMT1). The record is from RefSeq and is a predicted model, not a curated record. The transcript is spliced from 5 exons. Bases 270 to 914 code for a protein of 214 amino acids. Gene Ontology annotation, biological process: methylation. Gene Ontology annotation, molecular function: nucleic acid binding; protein-lysine N-methyltransferase activity. Lineage: Eukaryota; Metazoa; Chordata; Mammalia; Chiroptera; Vespertilionidae.